AUCAUCACGCGUUCCAUUUGGAGGUAGAGAAAUAUAACAACUUAGAUGUACCAUACCUCAUUACUUUAUUGCAUAAUGUAUUAUAAAAAUUAUAUAAAGAUAAUACCAUAUAAAACAUUUUUAUAUAUUAUAUUUAUUUAUUAAGUAAACGUGGGCUAUUCUAUCAAAAGAUACACCGGAUAUCGCUGCUAUAGUAACGAAUACGAAAACACUAUCAUAACCUACGUGAAAACAAAAAGUGUUCUCAUUUAUUAUCAUACAUUUCAUGCGUGUCUGAGAAUAGUACAUUGAAAAAUAAUGGCUAAGAAGAACUCUGAAGAAAAUAUAAGAGAUGCAGCGUUGCGGCUUUGUUUAGAAGAAGAACAACAUCGUAAGAUUGAUUCAAAUGAAACACAUGAACGUUCUAUUAUCAUUGUUGGUACUAAGAAGGUUGGUAAAACAACGAUGACGUAUCGAUUCCUUGAGAAAGAAGAAACACCGAAGCCAACCAUCGCAAUCGAUUAUUCUUUCGGGCGUAAAGCCGGGAAGAGCUUAAUAAAAAAUAUUGUACAUGUUUGGGAAGUGGGACACUUAACGUCUUCGUUAGUAUCCGCCGCAAUGACGGGCGCGUCUUUAACUCAUUCGCCUCAUCAUCUCACGAUAUUAAUGAUGUUGGAUUUGUCGCAACCAGAAAUUUUAUGGUCUUCAUUCGAGGAAGCUCUGUCGGUGAUUCGAAGCGCGAUGAAAAUGAGUUACGACGAUAAAAUGAUACAGGAACUUAGGCAUCGUCGAGCUACAGAACGAAAGAGAGCGUUAGAAAAGGAAGUUGAUCCUUUUCCGAUAAAACUUUGCAUUGUAGGUGGGAAAUACGACAAAUUUAAGGAUUUAGAUCUAAAUACAAAGGAAUUAAUGGGAAAAACUUUAAGAGCUACGGCUCAUAUCUUAGGGGCAGGUCUCUAUUAUCACUCAUCGAAAGAUAAGACCAUAGUGCGGAGAACCAAAGACAUAUUAUCUUAUUAUGGAUUUGGCACUCAACUUUCCGGUGGAAAGUGUAUAGAUUUCGAGAAGCCAUUAAUUGUGUCGCCUGGCACAGAUUCAUUUUCCUCAAUCGAUUUGCAAUUUCCUCAGACGAGGCCUUCGGCCAUCUUAGAUGCCAUCAAACAGAUUUAUAUUACUCGUAUACCGCAAGUGUCCAGAAGCAGUGAUAUUACCUUGGAAGAUCCAAGCAAUGAUCCUAACUUCAAUGAGCCAAUUAUUGAUAGAUUACGAGCACAAAGAGAAGAGGUGAUUUUAAUUCAUCAACUUGAUUUGUAUUUUUUUAGAGGGAAUGAUGGAUUCAUAUUUCAUACUCAAAAAUGUUCUCCACCCUUAGCGUCUCGUACGAUAUUAUUAGUUGAACGGAUUUUCCAUUUACGAUUUGCUUGUAGGAAAUUGGUAUUCUGCUUCACAAUAUGCUGGAAGGUCGAACACCUCAAAUUCCCAUUCCGGAUCCGUCAUAGAUUACGGUUAGAUAACAUUAUUCUGCUAUAUGGAUUUAUCGCGAAUUCUUCUCACGUGCUUGAUCCUGUCGAGAUUGGAAGAAACUUUCAAAUGGAUAGCACCACCCUAUCAGUUUUAUACUACAUAUACUUUGCAAAAAAUUUGCAAAAAUGUAGGCGGGCUAUGUAUAAAUAUAAUUAUGCGACAAUAAAGUUUUUUAGAAGUAUUUGUUUUCUUUAGAACAUUAUCCCCUUAUUUUAAGAUUCAUAAUUCGUAACUCCCAACUCAGAAGAGGCGCACUACAGCUUGCAAUGGCAACAACGAUAAGAAGGCCUGUGAUAAAGCUUAUUUAUCAGAAGGCAAGAAGAAUUAUGUCAUACGACACAAUCGCGUACAAUUCAGCGUGUACUAGUUCCUUCGUAUUCAUAUAGAAACUAGCAUAUGCCAAUUUUUAGUAAUUAUUAAAAUUUUACUUGUGUCUGUAUAUUUAUCA
Messenger RNA from Nomia melanderi (Alkali bee), 1951 nucleotides. RefSeq names its product cytoplasmic dynein 2 light intermediate chain 1. Gene Ontology annotation, biological process: intraciliary retrograde transport; intraciliary transport involved in cilium assembly. Gene Ontology annotation, molecular function: dynein heavy chain binding. Gene Ontology annotation, cellular component: ciliary basal body; axoneme; cytoplasmic dynein complex. Lineage: Eukaryota; Metazoa; Arthropoda; Insecta; Hymenoptera; Halictidae. The record is from RefSeq and is a predicted model, not a curated record.